ACGUGACAUUUAACUUUGAUCAUUUGAGUGAGUACAGAUCGGCAAAAGCAUUCCUGUCAACAUUAAUAGAGAUGUCAGUUACUUUUAAUAAUGUAGUAAACAUUUUUCUUUAAACAAGAUUUGCUUUAUUAUUCAUACUUUAUUCGAAAAGGUGAAGACAUUGACUUUCAUAACAUCGAGACACAAACUUGUACAGAAAAUGGGGAGCUGUGCAUGUAAACAAAGUUCAUCCAGCAACGAUCCUACAGAAUUGAAUUUUGUGCUCAUAGGAAGUCAUUCUUCAGGAAAGAAUACUGUUGGAAACAUAAUCCUUGGAAGAGAUACUUUUCCUUCUCGGCAAUCCAAUUAUAGAACUUGUGUUAAAAAAGUGCGUAAUGUAAAUAACUGUCUGAUUACUAUUGUCCGUACACCUGGAUGGUACAGCCUUGAAAAUAGUGAAAAGAAGACAAAAGAUCAGAUUAAAGAAUCGUUGUUUGAAAAUGGAACGGAUGCUUUUCUUCUGGUCAUAGACUUGAAGUCGAAGCCAUUUGACGGAAGUGAGCAGAAAAUGCUGGAAAGUUUACUGACGGCCAGAGUCUGGAAUCAUACCGUGGUGGUGUUCACUAAUGAGGAGGCACUGGAUAAGAGACACCAUACAAUUAAGGAAUACAUCGAUUCUUUUAAUGAGCUGAUUCAGAAAUGUGGAGGGAGGUAUGUUGUUCUCAAGAGUGGAAAUGGGUCCUCUGAUUACGAUCAGGGCAAAAUGGUAACAGAUGCUGUAAAGAGGAUGAAGAAGAAAAACAACAAUCAAAGGUAUCAGAAGGAAACUCUCCUCAGAGUACAGAGCAAAACACCUUCAGAUGCGGAAGACAAUACAGAGGAAACAGGGGAAAAACCGGGGGAAAGGUUGAACAGAAAAAUAGAUGGGGGAAAAAAAAGAAAACAAUGUCUAACAGUGCAAAUGCCGACAAAAGGAACUGACACACCAAAUGGAACACAGCAGUUAAUUGAAAUGAACACAGUUUCUGAAUUAGCCCAAAGCCCAGUUACACAGGGGGGCCAUGACAUUGAUGAGAAUGAGUGGAUCACUAGUCUUUGUCAAAUCCUGCAUGAACUCCUUGAAGACGAUAUCAAAAGAUUCAAGUUACAUUUACAAACUGGACAUAAAGACAAGAAAAGGGUCCCAGCUGGAGCACUUGAAAAAGCUGACAAGGUGACGCUGGUGCAGCUAUUACUAAAAUACUUUGGAGUAAAUAACUCUGUCACAAAGACAAGAGACGCCCUGAAGUUCCUACCCCGCAACGACCUGAAGAAGUGGCUCAUGCCCUUUCUCAGCAAACUCGGAGAAACAUGGUGAUGGACUGAAGUAAUGAAAGUCAUUCUAAUGAACCAUUCUCAGGAUGAGAUUCAAUACCGUAUUUUAUGACAAACAAUUAAAUUUAAAUAAUGUUAUUGAGCAAUCAUUACAAACUUUUUUGUGUUGCUGUUUUAGAAAGUUGUUUUCAUCAUUUGCAUGUGUUCAUUCUACUUCUGUGUUACUGCUUGCACAGUGGCCAUGUACACAAUUGAUACUUUUUUUCAGAAAAAUGUCAGAAAAGUUGAAGAUGUAACCUUUUAUUCUGUAUAAAAUGAUACUGUGUUUAGCCUUGUGUGUAGAGAGGAGAAGAGUUGGGGGUUAGUAGGAGAUACUGUUUGACAGAGCUAGAAGGGAGACUGAGGUCUGGUGACCAUUAGCUGGUCACCUAGUGGGGGUAGGGUUGAUGUUGUAAAUGUCCACUGCAAGGAACACACACUUGAGCGCAAGGUCUUUGCAAGGGAGCCAAUGAAAGGAGAGCCAUGUGACAGUUGCAUGCCUGUGUAUGAACCAAUGAUUGUGGAGAGCGGUUUCGUUUAAAUGGUCAGCUAGCACAACAUGCUAGCAGACAAACUUUGUAUCACCAUGGCGUUUGGUCUUUGUCUCCUUGUGGGCCGGGGGCAAGCAAUAAAGCUUUCUUAACUUCU
Osmerus eperlanus (European smelt) is the source of this 1980-nucleotide messenger RNA. RefSeq lists its product as uncharacterized. The record is from RefSeq and is a predicted model, not a curated record. Bases 200 to 1336 code for a protein of 378 amino acids. The transcript is spliced from 5 exons. Gene Ontology annotation, molecular function: GTP binding. Lineage: Eukaryota; Metazoa; Chordata; Actinopteri; Osmeriformes; Osmeridae.